AUGACCAGGAGAGAAGUUAAGCUAAAGGUAGACAUGGAAGGAGUAUUGAAUGCAUGCAAAUCUAUUGAUAAAGAAUGUGUUGAAGAUGUAUAUACUAUGUAUUAUAGCUCUUCUGACACUCUACUAAGAUUUGUGAAAAAACUGAAAGUUAUACUCAGUAAUAAUAUAAAAAUAGAAAGUAAGUACAGUGAAGAAGAAAACAAAGCUGUUUUAGACAUAAUUAUGAAUGAUAUAUGCCAGUAUCUUAUAAAUGCUGCAUGUGGACUGGGAGAAAUUACAUAUAAGUUAUGUAUUGCAUUAAAGAAUAGUAAUGAUAAAAUAUCAAAAAAAAUGAUUGCUAUAAUAGCAAAUGACCUCAUAAAACCAAAUUCAUUUAUAUACAGGCCAGAGCAUGGAAUAAAUAUGCAGUUUGACAAGGACAAGCCUCUAGAAAAUAUAGAUCCAGAUGACGAGAAUGCAGACCUGAGCGUCAGAACAUACACACUAGAGGUUGACAGUACAGGGUUUACUAGUAUGGAAAGUUUUCUGCAGGCCUCUGCAGAGAGACUGGAUGCAUAUAAUCUCUAUUAUUUUUCUGCUUUAGAUGACUUAAAUUUCACGAACGAUUCUAACUUAUUAAUAGAGAAAUACUAUAGUUUAAGUGAGCUAUAUACUAAAACAUAUAAAAAUACAGAUGUUCUAUUGAUAGACUAUGGAACAAGACUUGUUUAUGAAAAACAGAAAGAAAUUGAAGAGUUGAACAAGCUAAUCGAAGAGAUAAACUGCACUUCUGAUGAUAAGAAAAAGGAUAGUUUGAUUUUGCAAAUUUAUAAGUUGUUUAGUCGAAAAGACUUAGGAAUAAUAUAUUCUAUUAUAAAUAAUCUACGAGACAUUCGAUAUGAAAAAUCAGUACAAAUUAAUGCAAUUAAUAUGGUUGAAUACAUGAUAAACAAUAAUGUAUUUCUAGAAGAAAAAGAUGGAGAAAAGAUUUUAAACAUCGGCACUAAUUUAUAUGAUUUUUAUAAAAACUAUAUAAAUUCUAGUAUAUAUUUUAGAGAAUUAUUAGAAGAGAAAAGGAAUAAGAUAAAGAAGGAAAAAGAGUUAUGUCUACAAGAGUUGGAAGAUGAGAAAGCGCUUUAUUCUCAGUUAAAAGAAGAAGAGACAGAAGAGAUCGAAAAAGUAAAAUGUGCUAUCAAUAAUAUUGAAAAUGAGAUACAUCUGCUAGAGUGUGAUGAUGAAAAAGAAUAUAUCAUAGGAAAAUAUAUUUUUGCAGGUAUACUUCAAAAGAGUGAGAAUCUCCGAUAUAAUCUAGUCACUGAGCAAAUAAAAUAUAUAUUCAAGAAAAUUGAAGCAUUUGCAAAUGCACAGAAAAUAAAAACAAGAGAAGCAGUGAAAUUGCAUAAAAGAAAUGAAAAAUUAGAAGAGCUAGAAGAGAAAGAAACUAAAGAAUCAGAGGAGGAGAAAGAGAGAGUAGAAGCAGAGCCUAAGUCCUUAUUUAGAAGACUUAUUAGUGAAAAUGGCAAAGUUGCAACAAUAUUCACGGGCACUGUCGCUCUGGGUGUAGCAACAGCAGCAACGCUUAAUAACUACUAUUCAAACGAGUCUGUGGAAAAUUCAAGUCCGUCAAACUUUAAAGCAGCAAGAUCAGGAAAGCUGAAGAAUGAUUAG
Molecule: messenger RNA, 1647 nt
Organism: Nematocida minor
Lineage: Eukaryota; Fungi; Microsporidia
Exons: 1
Coding region: 1-1647 (548 amino acids)
Source: RefSeq, a predicted model, not a curated record